ACUACAUAGACAAAACAGGCCGGCCCUAUUCUGUUGUGUCCGUCUGCAGUAAAAUGCAAUGAUCUAAGAAUUUGUGUGCACGAUCACACAGAUCAGAAUAGUGUGUCUUGUAUAUGAAAUAAUCGUAAUAUUUCUGAAACUAUGCAGUGUCCAGAUGACACUAGUCAAAAUACCCCAGAAAAGAAAAGCAGUCUGUCUUCUGCUCAAAGAAGAGCAGAAAUUCGUAGACGGAAAUUGCUCAUGAAUUCCGAAGACAGAAUGAACAGAAUUGUGGGUUUCACCAAAGCUGAAGCUGAAAACAACGGAGCGUCCAGAAGUGUUACGGCACCCAGGUUCCAUCUAGACUUGGACAGGAGCGAGUCGUGGUCAACAUACCCCUCCCCCAGACUGUCUCCAUUCCUCACAGAGGCAGUAGGCAGCAGCCACCCCUACAGUGAUCUCCCAGAGAAGAGAGGGUAUCCCCUGCCAGACAGCAGCGAGGUGCUGGGUGGCGGUGUGGACAAGGAUGUGACACUGGGGGUCCGUCAGAGGCCACGGGGAGAGGCCCAGCUGGCAGCUGAUGAGCCUAGCCGCUCCGGAUCCCCAUGCAGAGGGUUGCAAAAGUACCUGUCCCGCUUUGAUGAUGCCAUGAAGCUCCGAGGCCAACUGGCUAAUGAGAAACAAGCCCAGGAUGCAGCUGGCUCUGACCCAGAUGAGUUGGACUCCUUCAAGCUCUUCAGGCUUGUUGGCAGUGUCCUCCUCGCUAUCUUUGUCAGGGUUUUUGUCUGCAAGUAUCUGUCCAUAUUCGCACCAUUCCUCACCCUCGAACUGGCCUACAUGGGGUUGUUCAAAUAUUUUCCAAAGGUUGAGAAGAAGAUGCAAACCACAGUGCUGACUGCCGCGCUCCUGUUGUCUGGUAUCCCUGCUGAGGUCAUCAACCGCUCCAUGGACACCUACAGGAAGAUGGGCGACGUCUUCGCUGACCUCUGUGUCUACUUCUUCACAUUGAUCCUCAGUCACGAGAUCGUGCUGUUGGUUGGUCCAGAAGAGACUUGAGACUCCCUGAUGGACAGGAAGUCCCUGUGCUAUGGCGUUGUCACAGAGGUGGACAUUAUGCUGACCCCUGAUACUGAUCCUUUACCCUACCUCCUUCUCCCUACCAUUUCCCAUCCUGAAUCAGUAGACCCCAUAGGGGAGAGGGGGUCGAGGUGCAAUGUCCGCAGGUAGAUAAGGGAGGAAGACAGAACUAACAGGUUGAACAAGGUAACAUAACAUUCAUUUGUUUUCUGACCCUCUACUGCAUCUGGUCAGAGUCCAAAGGAGCUGCUUUAAGUUACCAUUUAUGUUGCUCUCUACGUUGUUUAUACAAGGGGUCCAGUUACUUCUUAAUUGUUGUUUCGUUUCAGGUGAAUUGAUUUAUCUCAUAUGGAAGACAGGAGAUGCAUUUGUCAUUCAGGGUUUUCUGAAUGUUGCCUAUGGUUUUUGCAACCUUGUAUGCUUAAAGACAUGGUUGACUUUAUCUGUACAUGUCUAAACUCUUAUUACACAAUUUACCUUGAAUCUGGGCUAGGAGAAGGAUUGCUUAGGAUUGUCUUUUUGGAAAGUGUGUGUUGUCACUGCUAUUCAAUGUGGGGCAGUGGGAUCUUAUAAACGUGUAUAUCUUUGCUGGAUAACUCUGAUUGUGGAAAUGUAAUGUAUUGCUUUUCUAGCUAUACCAGCCUCACUCAUACUCUCUCUGUGGCAUGUUACAUCAUCUUUUAAUCUUGCAUUGCAUCCUAAUUAAUUUAUUCAGUUUGAGACAGGUUUUCUAUGUAACUUCAUUGGUGUGAUCUCAUUUGUCAGAUUUACUUGAUUGCUUUUCAUAAUGUUUUACAAUUAUUUAUUUUUUUAAGUGUAAAUGCUUUAUUCAUAGUUUAUUAUUUCAUGUGAAAUAUUGAAAUCGAUAUCAACACAAAGAUAUAGAGAUGCUGCUUCUGGUAAUAACAUACUGGAAUGAAUAUAUUAAACUGUAUUAAACCAAUAAAACCUUGAAGCAUUU
This is a messenger RNA of Coregonus clupeaformis (lake whitefish), 2017 nucleotides long. RefSeq names its product guided entry of tail-anchored proteins factor CAMLG. The transcript has 4 exons. Bases 142 to 1035 code for a protein of 297 amino acids. Gene Ontology annotation, biological process: tail-anchored membrane protein insertion into ER membrane. Gene Ontology annotation, cellular component: GET complex. The record is from RefSeq and is a predicted model, not a curated record. Lineage: Eukaryota; Metazoa; Chordata; Actinopteri; Salmoniformes; Salmonidae.